AUAUCGUCAGUAGACAGUAGAACGUUAGAGAGCAGCGUGUUGGAGUUGGAGUUGGAGUUGGAGUUGGAGUGAGAGGGAGAGCGGGCAAAGCAGAACAUGGAGGGAAUCCGGUCAAGCUGUGUAUUAAGCUGCUAUUCUUCUAAAACUUAUUUCAGAUUACAUCAUCAGGCGUUGGAGUAUCCAUUUCUGUGCCGGUUGCCGCUGCCACUGCCACUGCCACUGCCGGCCAAGCGUCAAUUCACCUCAAGCCCCACAAUUCGAAGCUGUCUCCCUACCUUGGCCCUGCAGGUCCAGGACCAACAAUCGUUUCACAAAUCCAAAGAAAUGCUCCCAAAGAUUGACAAGAGUGGCCGCUUUUGCAGCCCCAGAGCCGCCCGGGAGCUUGCUUUAUUGAUAGUUUAUGCGGCGUGUUUACAAGGCUCGGACCCUAUUCGACUAUUUGAGAAACGAGUUAAUGCAACAAGAGAACCUGGUUAUGAAUUUGACAAGGCCUCACUAUUGCAAUACAAUCACAUGAGCUUUGGAGGCCCUCCUGUCACUACACAAUCCGUUGAAGAAGCAGAUGAGCUUUUGCGCAGUGAUGAGCAGGAUUCUGCAAUUGAGGCAGAAGUUCUUUCAGCUCCUCCAAAGUUGGUGUACAGCAAGCUACUAUUGCGUUUCACAAGGAAACUGUUGGUAGCAAUUGUGGACAAAUGGGACAGUCAUGUCCUUGUUAUUGAUAGAAUUGCCCCCUUAAAUUGGAAGAAUGAGCCAGCCGGCAGGAUUUUGGAGCUUUGUAUUCUUCACCUGGCAAUGUCAGAGAUGACUGUUCUUGGAACACGGCAUCAGAUUGUCAUUAAUGAGGCUGUUGAUCUUGCAAAGCGGUUCUGUGACGGGGCAGCACCACGAGUAAUCAACGGGUGCCUAAGGACUUUUGUGAAGGAUCUUGCUGGGACUGGCAUAGCUCAGGCCUCAAAACAAGGAAGUGCCACUUGAUGGAUGAAGUGACAUCAUUGAAGGCUGUCGAUUUGAGGUCUCCCAACAAAAGGUGGACUAUGUGUAGUGUAUUCUUCAGCUGAUUUUGGAAGCGUCGUCACUCUUUUAGUGAAGCUCAGAAUGCACAAUAGUGCAUAUGAAGCGAGUGAGUUAUUAUAACAGGCUGCACCGAAUUAAAAACCAGAAAUAUUGUGGCAAUGAUUAACAUUUGACAAACUGAAUAAUUUUGUAUAUGAUUAUGCUGUAGUUGGAAUACUUAUGUGAGAAAAAACAUAAACUUAUAUGAAUCACCUACAUCAUUCUUAAA
Theobroma cacao (cacao) is the source of this 1282-nucleotide messenger RNA. Its product is annotated as antitermination NusB domain-containing protein. Gene Ontology annotation, molecular function: RNA binding. Gene Ontology annotation, cellular component: chloroplast. The record is from RefSeq and is a predicted model, not a curated record. Gene Ontology annotation, biological process: regulation of DNA-templated transcription; DNA-templated transcription termination. NCBI's taxonomy places the organism in Eukaryota, Viridiplantae, Streptophyta, Magnoliopsida, Malvales, Malvaceae.